Molecule: messenger RNA, 1609 nt
Organism: Stegostoma tigrinum
Lineage: Eukaryota; Metazoa; Chordata; Chondrichthyes; Orectolobiformes; Stegostomatidae
Product: TATA-binding protein-associated factor 2N-like
Exons: 16
Coding region: 230-1489 (419 amino acids)
Biological process (GO): regulation of DNA-templated transcription
Cellular component (GO): nucleus
Molecular function (GO): RNA binding; transcription coregulator activity
Source: RefSeq, a predicted model, not a curated record
UUAAAGGAGUGGGGUAAUCAAGCGGCGGCCCGAAAGGGUUAGUUCGUUUUAUUUGCUCCAGGUGAAGUUUCCCUAAUUUGCUGAGUCGCGGUUUGACGUAUCGGGCGGUUGGUUUGACAGGUUGAGUUCCCCCGCCGUAGGUGUUGGUGUGAGCCGGGGCCUCCUUCAGCUGCUGAAUUCGUGUCGGCGGGAGCGGCGGAAAAGAACAGCCACCACCAGAAGCAACAGCAUGUCCGAUUAUGGAAAUUACAGUCAACCUGGAGCUCAAGCACAAAGCUAUGGAGCCUAUGGUACCCAGUCAAACCAAAACUAUGGGCAUGCUUCACAGGGUUAUAGUGGAUAUGAGCAGUCUGGUGCUUCUGGAUAUGGACAAAGCCAAAGUGGGUAUGGCUCAAGCUAUGGACAAGGACAGUCAGGGUUGAAUUCUUCUCAGUCUUCAACAGGCUAUCGACAGAGUGGACACAGCUAUGGAAGUGAGAGCUCUCAUAAUACUUACGGACAGCAAUCACUGUAUGGAAAUUAUGGGCAGCGUUCGGAUUCCCCUAGCAGCUAUGGCUCAAAGUCUGAGACACAAUAUAGUACCCAGCAAAGCCAACCAAGUUACAGCCACUCAACUUCGUAUCAUCCACCUCACGACAACUAUGGCCAACAGACCUCAGGAGAUGACUAUGAGCAAGAUAGACCUAACAGGAGUAAAUUUGGAGAUGACAACCGGAGCUUUGGCAGAUCACAGGGCAAUGGAGGUAGAGGUCGUGGAGGAUAUGGUCAUGGUGGCUUUGACAGUGAUGGUAGAGGGGGACGUGGUAGAAUGGGUGGUGGUGAUCGUAGUGGCUUCAAUAAUUUUGGUGGCUCAAGAGACCGUGGGCAAGGACCUAAUCCUGCUUCUGAUGACAACUCUGAUAACAACACCAUUUUUGUCCAGGGUCUUGGAGAUGAUGUGACAACUGAACAAGUUGCUGAUUUUUUUAAACAGAUUGGCGUGAUUAAGAUUAAUAAGAAAACUGGAAACGCCAUGAUCAACCUCUAUACGGACAAGGUUACAGGCAAACUAAAAGGUGAAGCAACGGUGUCUUUUGAUGACCCACCAUCAGCAAAAGCUGCAAUUGAUUGGUUUGAUGGAAAGGAUUUCCAUGGAAACAUAAUAAAAGUUUCCUUUGCAACAAGGCGAUCAGAGUUUGUACGAGGUGGUAGAGGCGGUCGUGGAGGUCAAAUGGGCAGAGGUGGUCGUGCAUUUCAGGGUGGUGGUGGUCCAAGGGGUGAAGAUUGGACUUGCCCAAAUCCGUCAUGUGGUAAUGUCAACUUUGCUUGGAGGAAUGAAUGUAACCAGUGUAAAACUCCUAGAGCUAAUGGUGAACAUCAUGGAAGAGGUGGCUUUAGAGGUCGUGGUGGAUUCCGUGGAGGCAGAGGUAGUGAUCGUGGCUUUGGCUCAGGAAAAAUGGGAGGAGGAAGAAGUGAUCACAGAUCAGAUCGACGUGACAGGCCUUACUGAAAGCAUGCUGGGAACCAGAAUUUUCUUUUUGCUUUAGUGGUGCUUUAACAUUGAUGCAAUGUAAUGUACUUUUUCAUAGUAUGUAUUUGAAGACAAAGAUUAAAAUGAAUUUUUAAUAAA